Drosophila rhopaloa is the source of this 932-nucleotide messenger RNA. Its product is annotated as ribosomal RNA-processing protein 7 homolog A. Gene Ontology annotation, biological process: ribosomal small subunit assembly; rRNA processing. Gene Ontology annotation, molecular function: nucleic acid binding. The transcript is spliced from 2 exons. Gene Ontology annotation, cellular component: CURI complex; UTP-C complex. The record is from RefSeq and is a predicted model, not a curated record. The coding region runs from base 84 to 884 and encodes 266 amino acids. NCBI's taxonomy places the organism in Eukaryota, Metazoa, Arthropoda, Insecta, Diptera, Drosophilidae.
AAAUACAACACUGCUAGACAACGCUACCCAACACUGAAAAAAUACCACGAUGUUUACAAAUUCUUCAAACAAGAAAACACAAAAUGGUAGAAUUAGAGGGUUAUGUCGUGGUUCCCCUACGCCCCACGCCGCAGGCUAAACAUUGCCACAGCGUCUACAUGCGGGAGCACUUUAUCCGCCUGAUGGAUCCAAACAAACCCAAGGGUCGCACGCUCUUCCUGCUCAACGUUCCGCCCUACGUUACGGAGGACAGCCUGAAGACGGUCUUUGGCCGUGCUGGGAUCGUAGAGGCCGUGGAGUUCGCCGCGAAGCCGGGCAAGGAGGAGACCAUCAAGUGGUACGAGGGUACCGGCGAACCGUUCUCAAACACACGACCGCCCUUCAAAUUCAAGGUGGCCUACAUAGUGUUCCAGAAGAGCAGCAGCAUAGGCAAGGCCCUGGCCUUGAAGAGCAUCGACCUCUUCAACAGCAGCGGCGAGUGCCUCCUCCAAACCGGCAUGCAGUUGUGGCACGACGAGUACGAGGGCAACUACCUGCUGGAGGCCCACAAGGCAAAGAUACAGGUCAGCAAGUACAUGGCCGGAUACGACAAGAGGGAGCGGGCUGCCGCGGAGGCAGCCAAGACCGGAGAGGCCGAUGCCGACGGUUGGGUCACCGUGGGCAAGGAGGGCCGCAACGCUGGCUUCGAGCAGAAAGCCUCUGUGGUUGAACGCCUGGAACAAAAGGUGGCCAGGGAUCACAAGUCUAAGGAACUGAAGAACUUCUACACCUUCCAGAUACGCGAGAGCAAGAUGCAGAAUAUUGUGGAGAUGCGCAAGAAGUUUGAAGAGGACAAGCGAAAGAUCGAGCUGCUCAAGCAAUCGCGACGCUUUAAACCGUUUUAGUCAGUUCGCAUAGGUUAAGCAUGAAAUAAAACUUCUUUAUGAUACAGA